CCGAACGGAUGUAACGUAAGUGGUUGCCGCCGAUGACUCCUGUUCCUCCGUCUGACGUAAAAAUGGCGACCACCUUGCGUCUCCUCGCAUCCAGCGGGAAAUGUUUGGUACGCAGGUCUUUGCUGGAGGAAAGUCGCCUGGGCAGACUCGCUGCCGGACCACACAGACUCUUGGCAACACAGGCUGCUCACCAAGUGGCUUUAAAUGUCCCUGAAACGAAAGUAACCACUUUAGAAAAUGGGCUGCGUGUGGCUUCCGAGGAUUCUGGCCUUUCAACGUGUACAGUGGGCCUCUGGAUCGAUGCCGGCAGUCGCUACGAGAAUGAGAGGAAUAAUGGCACAGCGCAUUUUCUCGAGCACAUGGCAUUUAAGGGAACCAGGAAGCGGUCCCAGCUGGACCUAGAAUUAGAAAUUGAGAACAUGGGGGCACAUCUAAAUGCAUACACGUCCCGGGAGCAAACUGUGUACUAUGCCAAAGCCUUCUCCAAGGAUCUCCCAAGAGCUGUGGAGAUCUUGGCAGACAUCAUCCAGAACAGCAUGUUAGGUGAGGCCGAGAUCGAGAGGGAGCGAGGUGUAAUCCUCCGAGAGAUGCAGGAAGUGGAGACUAAUCUGCAGGAAGUGGUCUUCGAUUACCUGCAUGCUACUGCAUACCAGGCCACGGCGCUGGGCAGAACCAUCCUGGGUCCCACCGAGAAUAUCAAGACGAUUAAUAAAGGAGAUCUGGUAGAGUACAUCACUGCGCACUACAAAGGUCCUAGAAUAGUACUGGCUGCUGCUGGAGGAGUUUCUCACAACGAGCUCAUCGAUCUGGCCAAGUAUCACUUUGGAAAGCUUCCUGGCAGUUAUGAGAGUGAUGCACCGACACUGCCAUCGUGUCCCUUCACAGGAAGUGAGAUUCGGAUACGUGACGACAAGAUGCCUCUGGCUCAUAUCGCCAUCGCUGUGGAGGCCGUUGGAUGGUCACACCCUGACACCAUCCCGCUCAUGGUGGCAAACACACUUAUCGGAAACUGGGACCGCUCUUUUGGUGGAGGAAAUCUGUCCAGUAAACUUGCUCAAAUGGCGUGUCAGGGAAACUUGUGCCACAGCUUCCAGUCCUUCAACACCUGCUACACCGACACUGGCCUGUGGGGGCUCUACAUGGUGUGUGAGCCCGGCACCAUCAACGAAAUGAUGCACUUCACCCAGCAACAAUGGAUGUCACUUUGCACCAAUAUUAGCGAGAGCGAGGUGGCUCGGGCUAAAAAUCUUCUAAAGACAAACAUGCUUCUGCACCUGGACGGAUCCACUCCCAUUUGUGAGGACAUUGGCAGACAGAUGUUGUGUUACAGUCGCAGGAUACCUUUGCAUGAACUUGAGUUCCGCAUUGAUGCUGUUGACACUUCUACCAUCAAGGAUGUUUGCACCAAACAUAUUUUCAACAAAGCUCCUACCAUUGCAGCCGUUGGUCCCAUUGAACAGCUUCCUGACUACAAUCAGAUUCGCAACGGAAUGUUCUGGAUGAAGACAUGAGCAGAUUUCAAAAUGUAUUAAAGCAAACAGCAUUUCAGUCCAUAGUAUGUUUUUUGUUGUCUUUUUAAUGGUUUUACUAUAAAAUAAAGACCAACACAAUACAGAUACCAUGACAAA
Nerophis lumbriciformis (worm pipefish) is the source of this 1628-nucleotide messenger RNA. It is a transcript of the gene pmpcb, whose product is annotated as peptidase, mitochondrial processing subunit beta. Gene Ontology annotation, cellular component: mitochondrion. The record is from RefSeq and is a predicted model, not a curated record. Lineage: Eukaryota; Metazoa; Chordata; Actinopteri; Syngnathiformes; Syngnathidae. Gene Ontology annotation, molecular function: metal ion binding; metalloendopeptidase activity.